AGAAAAAAAAAGUUAACAUUACCAAACUUUCCUUUAUCAUAUAUGAUUCAUUUUGGAGCAAUGAACAAAACGUAUUACUGUUUAUGUUUGUGGAGUGGCCUUUUUUCCAACCUGAAGUGAAAGCUAAUGCAAAGUUAUUGAAACUUCACUUUUGAAAGUUUUAAUGGUAACUGUGUUGGUCUAUUCACAUCUGAUUGAGGGCUAAGGAAUUCAAAUUAAAGCAAAUAUUAAAUGUACUGGUUUCACGCUCUCAUACAUUACGGUUCAACAGAGAAAAAUUAAAAGGUCACAUCUUUGUAUCCAAUCAGGAUGUUGUUUUUUAAAUGAGGUAAAUAGGAACAUCUUCUUCUCUCAAAGCUUCUUUGACAACAGAGAUGGCUAAUCAUCGAAUCAGCCGAUCCCUUCUGCAGGUGUGUCUGUUUAGUAUAACCUGCUGCAGGUUUGUAACUCUAAAAAAAAAACUGUUGGAGAGAAAAAAAUCCUAAUAUAUUCAGCUGAAAGGUAAAUGAGAUGCUCCCCUAUGAGUUGAGACAGAGCAUUCGAUGCCCUAAAAAGUAUGGGCAGACUGUUAAGGAGAGGAACUUCUUGUUGGCUCCACCAUUUAGUUCGCAGCUAUUGUUUGAGGAGCAUGACCCUGAGAAACCGCUGGAUGAGAGGUAUAUCAGGAAUGCUGCAAUUAUUCCAGAUCUCUCCGAUCAGUUGUGCAGCUCCGAAGCUGUCAAGACAGAGGAGACCUCAGGUGCUGCUCUGAUGAUCCAUGGUUAUUCAGUGGAAGACUUCCAGAAGACCCAUCACUCUGUGGUGGAUCCCCUGCUCUACAGGCCCUGUGGGAAGCAGAGGCCUUACAGCCUGGAGCUGGGGUUCAUCAUCAAGGAACGCCUGCUGGACAAGAUGGCGUAUCCGACACUGGAGAUUUCAGAGCGCCCAGAUGGAAAGGUGGAAGUGACGGAGAGGUUCUGUGUGCUUCGUUCAACACCUUCUAUAGAUAUAGACUGUAAAGGGGAACUGUGGUAAAAUUCAUCCAAAGACUUUCUAUAAUAAGCAUGGGUUUUCGCUUUGUUAAACUUAUUACUAUAUACUUCUAUUGACUGUUUCGUUUUUCAGACACAUCUGUACAAUUUGAAAUGUAUUAUAAUCCUUACUGUGAAUCUUUAUGAGACAUAUUGGUCUGCAGGUAAAAAGUUUUUAUAUUCAUCUAAUUCUAAAGUGAUGUUGUACACUAAUGGAUGAAUACAUGAACAGAUUAAAUAAUGUUAAA
Molecule: messenger RNA, 1258 nt
Organism: Xiphophorus couchianus (Monterrey platyfish)
Lineage: Eukaryota; Metazoa; Chordata; Actinopteri; Cyprinodontiformes; Poeciliidae
Exons: 2
Coding region: 511-1014 (167 amino acids)
Source: RefSeq, a predicted model, not a curated record